Molecule: messenger RNA, 315 nt
Organism: Nannizzia gypsea CBS 118893
Lineage: Eukaryota; Fungi; Ascomycota; Eurotiomycetes; Onygenales; Arthrodermataceae
Exons: 4
Coding region: 1-315 (104 amino acids)
Source: RefSeq, a predicted model, not a curated record
AUGAAGUACUUAGUCAACACCUUGUUGAUACCAGGGUUUCUGAUGCUUCCUUGUGCUGUGGCUGCUCCCUUGACCCCGAUAUAUGGAGCGCAUAUCUAUCAAAUAAGGCCGUGUGCGGGAGCUCCAUCUCUCGUCCCGGCUGAUAACGGGUGCUACGACUUACGCUCGCUGGAUAUUAAGUCUUUGCAGAUUGAUAGAGCUGCAUCCUGCACAGCAUACACGAGUCCAUCAUGCGAUUCAGCACCUAUUGUCUUAUCAGGGGAGAAAUGCAUGGACUAUCCUUCUGCGGCGGCUGUUCGAUGUGUUCUGAAAUGA